UCACACACUCGCCUCCAGAUCUUCCUGACGGCGACCAAGGGAAGGUUUUGCGUGUCUGUCGCUGCUUUGUGUGUGCGUCCUUCUGCGUGAGGAAGAACAGCCUGGUUGCUUCAAGAACAGAGAAGGAAAUAUGGGUUUAAGAACAGCUUUGUGCCUCGUGUUCUUGGUUUUUUUCGCCGUGGAAGUCCGGGCUCAUUUUGGAAGCUGUGAGGACCACACGCCCAUGUGCCUUUCGUGGGCGCGCAAUGGGCUUUGUCAGCGGGACCAGCUGUUCAUGCUCCAAAACUGCCCCGUGUCUUGUAACCUCUGUUUAGACCCUGAAUGUCGGGACAAGAACCACAACUGCGCCGAGUGGGCAAGGCGAGGGACCUGCGUCACGCACCCUCUGCAGAUGCUUCCCCUCUGCCCGCACUCUUGUGACGCCUGCAUAAUCCCUCUGUGAAGUUGGGGAUUUAAGCUUUCUUUUUCUUUUUCUUUUUUUUUUGUAUUUAGUGUGUGUUCAGGAUCGGUUUUGUUAUGUGUAAAGCAAGCGUUUGGUUUUAUUCAUUGGUUACCUGGAAGAAAAACAUAAUUAUGAAUUACUAAAAAUCAGAUUUUUAUAUAUACAUUUAUUUUUUUAUUUAUUUAUUUUUUUUUGUAUGCAACUGAGAUGCAAUUCAUCAGUCAGAAAUACAAACCUCUUCAAAAUAUUGAAGAUGAGAGGAGAUAAUUAGAUUAAUUUCUGAUCAUAACACCGUCUCUUUUUUCCGUAAUUCACACAAUUAAACUGUGAUAAUAAAACGAUUUUUUAGCUAUA
Messenger RNA from Penaeus chinensis, 796 nucleotides. RefSeq names its product putative tyrosinase-like protein tyr-3. Bases 131 to 442 code for a protein of 103 amino acids. Lineage: Eukaryota; Metazoa; Arthropoda; Malacostraca; Decapoda; Penaeidae. The transcript has 3 exons. The record is from RefSeq and is a predicted model, not a curated record.